AUGGAUAAUCAAAAUGAUGGACUUGAUGGUGCUUCUAGUCAACCUAUUGAGCAUCAUAUUCAUGAAUCAUAUGGGGAAUUUGAGGGUAAUGUUGAUGUUGAGAAUGAAUCUACUGAACAAAGUAGUGCUAAAAGUAAGAAAUUAACUUCGGAAGCAUGGACUUAUUUUGACCUUGUACAUGUGAAUGGUGUACAAAUGGCAAAAUGUAAGACUUGUAAGAAAAUACUUUCCUACAAAGGGAAUAGUGGAACUUCACAUCUUCUUAAACAUGCUAAGAAAACAUGUUCAAGUAGACAUUUAAACCUUGCAUCUAAUCAAUCACAAUUAAAAGUGAAAAGAGAAAUCGAUGGAUCUACUUACUUAGCAGUUAAUGAAAAGCCAAAGAAAGUGGUUUUUGAUCAAGAAGUAUCAAGGAAAGAAUUGAUGAAAAAGGUGGUAAUGCAUGAGUAUCCUUUAUUUAUGGUUGACCACAUUGGUUUUAGAAACUUUGUGAGGAGUUUAAAUGACAACUUUAAGAUGAUUUCGAGAAACACAUUGAAAAAUGAUGUGAUAAAAACGAACAACACAGAGAGGAGCUCUCUUAAAGUCUUGCUGGAGCGUGAUGAGGGUAGAAAUGCAAUAUCAACUGACAUGUGGACCACCUCUACUCAAAAAAAGGGUAUAUGGCUGUUUUGUUAUGUUCCAUACCCACAUAACAAAGAGGUUCUUGCCAAGAUAUUAUUGGAUUGUUUUUCUCAAUUCACCUUGGAAAAUAAAAUCUCUUCUAUUGUUGUUGAUAAUGCUACCACAAAUGAUGCAAUGAUGAAUGUCUUGAUGGAUAAAUUAGAAAGUAGUUCUUUAAUGUUGGGUGGAGAUUUUUUGCAUAUGAGGUGUAGUGCUCACAUUCUUAACUUGAUUGUGAGAGAUGGUUUAGAUGUCAUUGAUUCUGGUAUUUGCAAUGUUCGAGAUUGUGUUGCAUUUUGGAUGUCUACUCCUAAAAGAAUUGAAAAGUUUGAGGAAGCUUGUCGCCUUUUGAAUGUGACUAAACCUAAAGGGGUGAGUCUUGAUUGUAAAACUAGGUGGAACUCCACAUAUGAUUUGCUUGACACUUGUUUGCCUUUUAAAGAAGUUUUUAAUAAGUUGAAACGUCUACAAAGAAGGUUGAAUUUUGAUGUGCCUAGUGAUCAUGAUUGGCAAACGGCUACUCUUGUUUGUCAAAAGUUGGAAAUAUUCUAUAAGGCAACUAAGGUUUUUUCUGGUAGAAAUCAUCCAACUUCAAAUUUGUAUUUUCGUAAUGUUUUUAAUUUUGAAGGAACUUAUGCUUGUUCAACUAUCAACGAAGAUCGUAAGGAUGUGGAAAUAAUGGACAAUCUUGAUAUGGAUAUUGAUGAUGUUAGUGUUGAAGAAUUUUGA
Amaranthus tricolor (Joseph's coat) is the source of this 1392-nucleotide messenger RNA. RefSeq names its product zinc finger BED domain-containing protein RICESLEEPER 2-like. Bases 1 to 1392 code for a protein of 463 amino acids. Gene Ontology annotation, molecular function: DNA binding. The record is from RefSeq and is a predicted model, not a curated record. The transcript is spliced from 4 exons. Lineage: Eukaryota; Viridiplantae; Streptophyta; Magnoliopsida; Caryophyllales; Amaranthaceae.